Messenger RNA from Cornus florida, 1266 nucleotides. RefSeq lists its product as uncharacterized. The coding region runs from base 1 to 1266 and encodes 421 amino acids. The transcript is spliced from 5 exons. The record is from RefSeq and is a predicted model, not a curated record. Gene Ontology annotation, molecular function: nucleic acid binding. NCBI's taxonomy places the organism in Eukaryota, Viridiplantae, Streptophyta, Magnoliopsida, Cornales, Cornaceae.
AUGGUUGACACUAUCACUGGUUUUGAGAGACUCACAUUCCUCGAUGCGUACUCCAGCUAUAACCAAAUCCCUAUGCAUCCAGAAGAUAAAGAGAAAACUACCUUCAUAACAGAGAAAGGCACCUACUGUUACAGAGUCAUGCCCUUCGGACUUAAGAAUACUAGGGCAACUUACCAACGCCUUAUUAACAAGAUCUUCGACGAGAUGUUGGGGAAGACGGUCGAGGCCUAUAUCAAUGACAUAGUGGUUAAAAGUAAAAAGAAAGAGGAACAUCCCAAGCACCUCCAAGAAGUCUUUGACACUUUGAGAAAGUAUAAUAUGAAGCUGAACCCUUCGAAGUGCUCCUUUGCAGUUUCUUCAGGGCAGUUCCUCGACCAUAUUAUCAACAAAAGGGGAAUCGAGCCCGAUGAGACUCUCAUAAUAUAUUUAGCAAUCUCCAGCAUAGCCACAAAUGUUGUACUGAUCAGAGAAGAAGGAAAUAAUCAGUAUCCAGUCUUCUACACGAGUGAGACAAUGACAGAUGCUGAAACACAGUACAGUAAAGCAAAGAAGAUCAUACUAGCAUUGGUGUACGCAAAGAGAAAGGUGGACGGUUCCUCGAACCUAACUAGUGCUGGGGCCAGAGUCGUUAUCACAACCCCUGGAGGCACCAAGCUGCAGCAAUCAAUCUAUCUGACUUUUCCUGUUACUAACAACGAAGCCGAGUACGAGGCCUUGCUCGCCGGGCUUCGGUUGGCAAAUCAGCUCCAGGUGACAGGCAAAUAUCAACCCAAAGAAGAAAGAAUGAAAGCAUACAAUGAGGCUGUGGAAGAUCAGUUGGCUACCGCAGCGUCUUCUUCAGACGACGAUUUGGUUCGGGUAGUACCAAUUAACAUCUUGGAUGAACCUAGCAUAAGCCCUUUGCAGGAAAUAAUGGUGAUCCUAGAGAUUCCACGAGAGCUAUGCUGGAUAGAUCCGUUGGAAGCUUACCUCAAGCAUGGAACAUUUCCGAACCAGAAAGCUGAGGCGCAGAAACUAAGGCUCACCGCAGCCGAAUACUCUAUCAUCAAUAAUCAAUUGUAUCGGAAGUCAUUCUCAGGUCCAUACCUGAAGUGUUUAAGUUCCACUGAGGCCUUCGUGAUUCUGAAGCAAAUCCAUGAAGGGGACUGUGGUAACCAUUCCAGUAGCAGAUCCUUAACACAUAAGGUCCUCACUCAAGGUUAUUUCUGGCCAUACUUAGCUCGGAAUGCUGAAGAGUAUGCUCGGAGAUACGACAAAUGCCAGUGA